This is a messenger RNA of Fraxinus pennsylvanica, 417 nucleotides long. Lineage: Eukaryota; Viridiplantae; Streptophyta; Magnoliopsida; Lamiales; Oleaceae. The record is from the annotation of a GenBank genome assembly.
AUGAGAGAGUUAGCUAAAAACCAAACUGAAAAUGAUAACCUGUUCGACGCAAUCAAAGCUGUCAAAGAAGGACGCCCUGUGCUAUUUACUGGAGAGAUGAUAUUUCCAUGGAUGUUUGAUGAAAUACUUGCCCUGAGGCCUUUUAAAGAAGUUGCCCAAUUGUUGGCAGAGAAGAAAGAUUGGCCUCCUUUUUACGACAUUGCCACACUGAAUAAUAACAAGGUGCCAGUCGCAGCUGCUGUGUUUUACGAAGAUGUGUAUGUUAAUUUUAAGCUGUCCAUGGAUACGGCAUCUCAGAUAGCAGGAAUUAGGCUAUGGAUAACUAAUGAAUACAUGCAUUCUGGUUUGAGAGUCGGAGGCGGUCGGGUUCUUGAUCAUUUGCUAGGAAUGUUGAAUGGUAAGAAGCCUUUGUUUUGA